CAGGACUGGCUGUUGCGGCACCCAGCCCCGCGGCAUGCAAGGAUACCGCUAUCCCGCAACAGGCAAGCCUCUUGAGGCUGGCAGCUCUUCUCUGUAGCGCCUUCACUGGAGGACUUGGGCCCAUCCACCCAGUCUCGCUCACUUGCAGACUUGAACGGAUGUCGGCUCCCAAUGGUUCAGUUGCCGCGUCUCCCGCCAAGCCUCUUGCUUCCUGGGCCGCUGCUCGAGUCAUCAAAGCGGGCAAGGAGAAGAGGCUCCUGCGUCAUCGCCGCCGUGUUGCUGGUGCUGUUGGGAGUGCUGCUGGAAGUAACAACGCUGUGGGUGCCCACCGCAUGGACACGGACGACAGCGACGGCGGCGGCGACGCCUCCGCUGACCACGUGUGUGCCAUGAUUGCCGAGGCCAUCAGAAGGGGAUAUUGAGAAGUAUUAGGAACAGCUCGGCAGCACCAUCAGCGCCACGGUCUCCGAGACGGUCAAGGCGGAAGCCGCCACGCUGUCGGAGUCUUUCGACGCCCAUCGGGCUGCGUGCCUCGAGAAGUACAAGGAGGACCUGGACAACCUGCCCAAAAAGUUGGAUUCACUAAGUGUUUCUGCAAGUGCCCCCCGCUUCGACGAGGUACGACGCGAAGCCAAUACCCGAUGCGACGAGCUCAAAGUGGAGAUCCAGCGUGGCGUCGACACCCCAGUGGGGCAACAAGUCGGGCUGCUGCGCGAGAUGCAGACGCAGAUCAAGCAACUCCAGGAUGCGCUGGCAGUUGCCAACUCGUCCACCCCUGCGCCUAAGCCGCUCGCUGGUGCUGUGGUCUUCGAGCGCGAUACGGAUGAAACGUUUAUCCAAGUGUUUGCUGACAAGCUCGUGGCAAAGCCGUGUGUUGUCGAGGUGCUCGCACUCUUUGGAUUGAAGAAGCAAGCGUUGGCAGUGACCAUUGGGCGCUCAAUGCACCAGAUCCACCAUCAAAGAGUUCCACCAUCAAGAUCAAGGGCGCUGUGCGACCCGCCUCUAGUCGUGCACAGAAGCUGCUCGCUUCGCUGCGCGUGGGUAAUACAUCCCGCGAGUUCACUGCUGGUGCACAUGCAGGAGGGCAGGACAGGAACGCGAAGCAUAUCAAUACUUAGGUCAUCGGAAGUUGCGGGCCACAUUCUCCGAGCUGUACGAUAACAGCCAGAAGACCUUCUUCGACAGGGACCGUGGCUGGCUCUCGCUUGGGUGGGACGCUCUCUGCAAGAUCGAGUGCUACCCUGGGCGCGAAGCGACCAGAGUGCCGUGGAACUCUGGCACCAUCAACAAGCACGCGGUCGACAAGGCCACGCUUAUGGGCGCGACCAACGAAAUAAUCGAACCUGAUCAUGAGCCUGAGUGAUGCCUUUCGCCGUUUUUUCUGCUCCGAUCGGCUUCUCGCCUAUUUGAUCCCUGUGCGCUGCAUCUGCGGCUGGAGGCCUUUGAUUCGUCCCGUGAGACUCGCGAGGUUAACGCUUCGAGUAUCCCCACCAGCCCAGUCACAAACGAUGCCCC
This is a messenger RNA of Prorocentrum cordatum, 1515 nucleotides long. Lineage: Eukaryota; Dinophyceae; Prorocentrales; Prorocentraceae. The record is from the annotation of a GenBank genome assembly.